AUGCCGUUCUUUAAUACAGUAAAAAAUUUUGUCAGUUCCUCCACAGAGAUCAAAGUAAAGGAUAUAACUGAUGACCGUGAGAAUUCUAUAUCGAACAGUAAUGCAGGUACAUUGAUGAAUGAGAUAUCUGUUUUGACAUACAGUCCAAAAACUUUGAAAGAGAUAAUUUCCGUGCUAAGGAAAAGAUUACAAGUUGCAUUAUAUUUGACAAAAAGAUUUUCACAUAAGAAUUGUAUUAUAGUGGUCAAAACUUUGACUUUAAUAUCAUAUUUAUUAAACAAUGGUUCUGACGAAUUUAUUGAAUGGAUAAGUUCUACAAGCAGUUAUAUAUUUGAUCAUUUGAAUACUGUGGAGAUCGAUGAAAGGAACAUAAAUAAGGUUGAUAUGAAUAUAUGGAUACAAAUUCGAAAUCUGUCGCAUAGUAUAUCAUCGUUGUUGAAUGAUCCCAAUCUUUUAGAGAAGAGGAGACAAAACGUUAUAGAGUUCAGAUCUAGCAUAUCAUUUCCAGGACGUAAAUCUACCGACAACAGACAUUUAACAAGAUAUAGUAGUGAAAAAUUAAAUAGAAAUAAAAGUAAUGCAAACACAUAUGGAUCUAAAAGUCUUGACGUGAACAGAAGACCAUCUGACAAUCCCAUGAUGUACACUAUAGCAGACGAGGGGGAAGAAGAGGAAGAAGAAGAAAAAGAAAGCAACAGCCGUUUUAUAAAUUUCAGAUUAAAUAGAUACCGUGACGUGACUAUCAGCGAGUUUAAGCCCAAUGCAAAAACAUUAGGAAAUCUCCGAGAGGAAGCAAAUACGAUUGACUCUCAAACAGGUGGUAGAAGUACAGGUCUAACCUCCAGGGUGUUCCAUGCAACUAACCCAUUCAGUAGUUAA
Molecule: messenger RNA, 879 nt
Organism: Arxiozyma heterogenica
Lineage: Eukaryota; Fungi; Ascomycota; Saccharomycetes; Saccharomycetales; Saccharomycetaceae
Gene: ENT4
Product: Ent4p
Exons: 1
Coding region: 1-879 (292 amino acids)
Biological process (GO): Golgi to endosome transport; endocytosis
Cellular component (GO): endosome; plasma membrane; clathrin vesicle coat
Molecular function (GO): phospholipid binding; clathrin binding
Source: RefSeq, a predicted model, not a curated record